CACGAGACGGACAGCUGCAAUAAAACCUGACAUGAAGCCUGCACACGGCGACAGACCAACGGAUACGUUGAAGAUGUACCUGUGUGGCUGUCUGCUCUUUAUCUGUCUGCUGGUCAUCACUGUCAACCAACACUACGCAGAGGAGAACACACACCAGCAGCAUGCAGACGGGUCCAGGGCAGGCGGGUCAAAGCUGGGCGUGAAGCUGGAGAACGAAGCCAUGAAGCCAAAGUGGAGGAGUUUUCCUGUCAGUGUCUCUCCUUUGGAGCGUCGGUCCGUCGGCGUUGCAGCCAGCAAACAAGCAUCGAGCAGCACUAGACAAGUCAUUGAGUUGCCACGGCGACGGCUGCGUCUCCCUCCCAUGGACAGGAUCGGAAUGCGACACCUGCCAAACAGGAGAGGAUAGGCUACAUAUAUAACAUAAUGUAAUGUAAUAAUAUAUAU
This is a messenger RNA of Entelurus aequoreus (snake pipefish), 444 nucleotides long. It is a transcript of the gene ostn, whose product is annotated as osteocrin. The transcript is spliced from 4 exons. NCBI's taxonomy places the organism in Eukaryota, Metazoa, Chordata, Actinopteri, Syngnathiformes, Syngnathidae. Gene Ontology annotation, molecular function: signaling receptor binding. Gene Ontology annotation, biological process: hormone-mediated signaling pathway. The coding region runs from base 32 to 406 and encodes 124 amino acids. The record is from RefSeq and is a predicted model, not a curated record.